Messenger RNA from Lymnaea stagnalis (great pond snail), 5630 nucleotides. The record is from the annotation of a GenBank genome assembly. NCBI's taxonomy places the organism in Eukaryota, Metazoa, Mollusca, Gastropoda, Lymnaeidae.
UGAUGACUCACGCAGACAAUGCCCUUAUUUGGAGUUAUCUUACACAUCUGAUCACACAAGGGAACUCACUCUUAUUAUCCGUGUUAAAAAAAAAAAAGUGAACAAAAGCUGUAAGUAGAUAGAAGAUUGAACAUUAUUUUGAUUAAUCUAAAUUAUAUUAAAACAUCUUCCUAAAAAUGUUGUCCAUUUCAACUAUUAUUAGUUAUUUUAAAUUAAGUUAAAAUGUACUUACGUGACAGAAAUAGUAUGUUUUCUACUUCAUCGUUGUUUUGAAUUCUCGCCAUGUUCCUUAAUCUAGAGUGCUACCAUUAAUCAAGAUGGCGUCUGGUGUUAAAGUAUCCGAAGACACUGUGGAGUUGUACAAAGCAAUGAAGCUUCGAAAAACAAAUAAUAGAUAUUUGAUUAUGUACAUCGAUCAAACUGAUGGACUGAUAAAAGUAGAAUACACAAAAGAAAGGAAUGACAGUAUUUCUCAAGAGGAUGAGUUUAGAGAAUUCCUAGAGAGAUUACCGACGGAUGUUGGUCGUUACUGCAUUGUAGACUUGACCAUUCCUCAGAAAAAUGGAGCUUUGAAGGACAUCAUGUUUCUUAUUACAUGGUAAGAAGAAUUAAAUAUCAGAAAAAGAUCAUUGUUACUUUAAAGAAUGGAAUGCUUCUUUGAGUGCCAGUAUGGAUUUAAAUUUUAAUGCCUCCCAACUCAAACUGCCAACUCUUUUAUAGAAUAUUAUUAGGCCCACUUUGACUUAAGUUGUAGGUAGGCUAAAGUUCCAGAUGCCUUAUGCCUUACUUAUGACAAUUAAUGAUUAUUGUUUUUUUUUAAACAGUUAAGCAACCAAACUUAACAGAAUCACAGAUCAUGGUUGAAACUUUCAGAUUUUAACAAUGCAAAUAAUAUUCUACCAAGCUCAUUUUUGUUAUUGAAUAAUGUUUUCAAAAUUACAUUUAGCCAAGACAAUUAAUUAUAAAUUAUUACCCUUACUUAGUUAUGCAAUUUCAUGUGACCGUUGAUUUUUUUUAAAAUUUAGGGUAGUGUUUAUUUUGACCCAUUUGUUAUCUAAUAUUUCUAUAACUUUCUUUAUUUUUACAGGUGCCCAAAUAAUUCCCCACUAAAGUCUAACAUUUUGUACACAACCUCUAAAAAGGCUCUAACAGACAAAAUUCGUGAAGGUAUGACAGACAUCCAAGCCAAUGACCUUUCAGAUCUUGUCUACAGUGAAUUACUAGAAAGGGGAUGCAAGUAGAGACAAAUACAUCGCAGAGAGACCUCCAAGCUCUUGAAAGUUAUGACUUGAAAAAAAGCUCAUAUUGAUUAGGAGCUUCAUGGGGAUCUUGAGCCUUGUGCAUACAUUUUUUAAAUCUUUUUAUUUAGAAAAAUGAAAAUUUAAAUGUUCUUUGGAAGUAUUGUACCGUAUGUAAGUUUGAAUACUAAAAUUCAUGUGAAGGUUUUAAUUUAUAAGUCUAUUGUAUACAUUGGCAUAAUUGUAUGUGCUUGUAUUAAUAGCAGUACCACCCUGCUUUUAGAAACAAAAUUUUCAAGUGAUCUGAUUUUUAUUUUCAGUUAAUUACAAAAACUUUUGAAAUAUUUAUCUACAUAAUUAUUUUAAAUUUUGGAUUGCUCAAAACUGCCUCAUUAAAAAUAAUUGUUUGGUAAUUUUGUAAUAAAAACAGUUACCUGUGACGGAUUGUUUCAAACAAUUGAUAAUUUUUUCCCCAUUACAUGGAAUAUUAUUUUUUAUAGCUAGGAAAUUAAAAAAUUUUGAUUCUCCCACAAAUGCUUAACUGCAUCUCUUUGCAGUAAAUUUAUUUGCUACUUUCAUCUAAAUCAAUAUUUGUUUUAAAGUUUUUAAAAAGAUUGAAAAGUUUAAAAAAUUUCAGUGAAUUGCUCAAAACUUGUCUUCUCUGUUAUUGGUUACCUCUCCACAUGGGUCUCUCUGUGUUUAAAAAGUAAUAGAUUUGCUUCAGAUGUUGUCUUAUUUUCAUUUUAUGGAUGUGGCCCUCUUGUGCCUUAAGCGUUCAUGUGGCCACUUUUUAUCUAAAGAGGAACUUGGGCCAAAAUAUUUUAAGCAAGACUUUCUUUCUUCACUUACUGUUUAUUUCUUUCUCUAGUCCCAAUGUUAAACAUUUUGUUGCAUGCUAGAAUUUUUUUAUGUACAAGAUUCAGAAAAUCCCAAUCUUUACUAAUUUGUUUGCUCAUUUUAAAUUUACAUAGCAGGUAUUAUUUAUAAAAACUUAUAUUUCUUCAUUAGGCUUUGAAAACAUCAACUUAGUUUUUUAAAAAUUGUUUCAUUUAACAAUUUAUAUCCACAUAAAUUAAAAAUCCCCUUAUAUCAACAUGAGAUUUUAUCCCAGUAUGUGAACUCAAUAACUUUGUCAAGACAGACACUAUUUAUUUCACUUCAUUUAGUUAAAUGAAGGAAUCUCUAUUUUUACUGUAGCUAGCAUAAUUAACCGAUGAAAUAUCUUUAUUACGGUAUAUACUGAGUCCAUUUUUUACAAAAUAGCUAUUGAUCUGUGUUAAAAAAAACUCAAUCUUUGCUAAAAAUUGGACUUCAACUAGCCAAAUUUUAAUUUCGAAGUUGUGGGUUAUUCAUUUAAAAGGAGGAAGAAAACAUUUUGGGAUGAGUGCACAGCAAAUAAGAGAGUAUUCAGGAAUUUUUUGUUGUUGCUAUGUUAUAUAGAUGCCGAUCUGUCGUGUGGAUAAAAAGUGUGGAUAUAAAAUGUUAAAUUUCAUGUUGAUUUUUUUCUAUUGGCCUUGCUUCUACUCUGUGUAAAAUACCUAUUUAGUAAGAUAUGGAUUGAUAAUUUUAUAAAAACAGUCAGAGUGUUUUCACAUGUAUUAGAAAGUCUAUGUGAAAUAUGAAAGUAUUAGUACUCUCAAUUGAAUAGUUUUGGUUAGUGUUAGCAGAGGCAGAGGUAGACUGCUGUUUAUAAAUUGAUUGUUAAAUAUAAAAGCUAUUGUGGUUCUCUUUAGCGUUUAAUGUGAAACUCAUUUUUAUGUAACGGUAGUUUAUGACAAUGCCUGUUUAACAAAUUUUUAAAAUCAAGCUAUUACUUUAAAAAAGAAAAUAUUAAAAUUGUAAACACAAAUAUUUGAAUUUGCUAUUUCAAAGAUAAAUUAAUUUUCCUAUUCUUGAUAGCCAUGCUUGAAAGCAUUAAUUAACACUAUCAAACAUAUGCAGGCUAAAAGAAAAAUACCAGUUAUAUUAAUUUUAAUCAUCAAAUUCUCUGAUCUUCACUUAGCAAAGCUCUGUCUCAUCCAAUAGUGUUUUUUGUCAUAUGGGGUUGACAACUACCCACUCACACUUAUUUAGAUGUAUGAUAUGUGUUUUUUUUAAAUUUAUUAAAAAGAUUUCUAUACACCUAUGUUUAAGAAUUAGUUUGAAAAUAACCUAUAUUUUAUUAUUGCAAAUAAGUAUAUAAAUUUAUAUCUUUAAUUGAACACACAAUAAUCUACCACAUUAUUUAAAUAAUGUCUUGCAGAUGUAGACUUCAAUUGUUUAUUAGUACAUUAUGCUAAGGAAGCCAUUUUGUUGCUUAUUCAUACAUUUUUCCUCUAAGGCCUGUUUCAGUUAUAAAAGAAACUAAUAAUAUUAAAAAUUGUUGAAAAUUGUGUCCCUAUUAUCACAUGAUCCAGCCAUAUAAAAAUAACCAACCAUUCCCAUCUCUGUUUUGUUUCUGCCAUAUUUCUUGUAGUGUUUUAAAAUUUUGGUACCGGGUACACAAAGUAUUGUUUGUAGAUCUGAAUUUGACUAAGCCCUUGCCUGUGAAUGCCAAUCUCUUAGAAACUUACAAGUCUUUUUAUUGUUACUGUUUGAACCUAACAAAUAUACACAUAAAUUUACACAAGUACCUUUUUUUUCUUAAAGCCAAGGAACUUGGUGCUAUUUUUCUUCAAAUUUUAACAACUUUUAUUAAACUUUGUCUUGUCAACAGCCAAGAUACAAGUUUGUUCCCCCCCCCCCAAUUGUAUAAGAUUAGUUACCACAAUAACACUUUUGUGUUGUAAUGCAUUUAAAAUGAUUUUUACCUGUACUGAAUUGUAUUAGUUGGUUAUGAAAUCUUAGUGAAUACCAGCGUUUUUUUAAAAUAUUUUUUUUAUUUUUUAAUAACAGAACGUUAUUCAAUAAUUUGAUCAGUCUGAGUACAACUUGUUAAGAAAAGCAGAGUUUGAAAUAAUAAGGUUGUUAGAACUAUGAUGGAAAGCUUUGUUGAUGGAAUGUUCUAGUAAGAUCUACCCAUACUUGACUUGUAUAAACUGAUGCAUGUUAUUGUUAUUCAACACACACCCCCCCCCCCUUUGUAGACAUAAAGGCCCACCCAUAAGUUUAUUUCCAUCAACUUACAUGAAUGACACUUCAGCUUUGUUCAUCCAGUUCUCAGUUGAUUGUUCCCUUGUUUCUCCAUUCCCUUGAUUUAACAUAUUAUAUCCUUGUAUUGAUUUGGCUUUGCUUGCUCUCUAAAACUCUUCAUUUACUGCUCAUUUUGGUGUGUGCUUACUAAUGCAGAUGCAAAUGAAACUACUUACAAUAAUUUCAGUUUUAAGAAAUUUUGUUUUACAAAAAUUGGAAAUGAUAGUUUAUGAAUUUGAUAAUCAUUCAUUGUAAUAAAAUAAACUUAUACAUAUUAUAAUAAUAUGUACAUUCUUUUUUUUUUCUUAAUUACAAGGGUUAAUUAAAAAAAAAAUUACAUUUAUAAAAUAUUGGAAAGAUUAUUGUAAAUCCUUGAGCUGCAUAAAAAAACUGUGGGCUGUGUGUGAUAGGAAAGGCCUUAAUAGCCUCCAAGAAUAUACUGACUAUUGUAAAAAAUGUCAUUUGGUGAAAUGUAAUUUUUUUAAAAUUUUAUCGAAUGACCUUAAAAAAAGUAAAAUGUUUUAAAAUAAAUUAAAAGAUACAUUAAAAAAUAUUUGGAAACUUGUUUCUGUCUAAUCUAACAAGCGAAAAUCUCAAGAAAUGAAAUUGUACAAAUAAAUGAGCAUCCCCUAUAAUCAUUCACUUCUUAAAAUACAGAUCUGCUUCUCCACAUCAUGUUACUUAUUGGUUCACCCUCAAGAUAAGGUAAAAAUGAAAAUCUUGUGACCCAAAACAUCUACAGUGCAAAUGAAUUAUAUUAACAUUUAUAUAGAGUCAAGUCCCACAUAAGUCAAUGACAACAGUGACACCAACCCCCCCCCCCCUUUCUGCAGCUUUCAACGUUGAAUGGGUGAAUGAAUGUCUUAUUUACACCCAAGUAAUACUUAAGCUAAGGUGAUAUCAGAACACAGGCUCCAUGAGAAUAAUUUUGAUGGCCCUAGGCCCCAAACACGCUGGUACUGGCGUGUGUCGUUUGUUACGUGUUGUCUCUUAAUUCUUAAUCCAGUAUCAGUGUAAGACAAAUGACAUCAUAGGCCACUGGAGAGGAUGUUCCUACCAGGCCAUGAGUUGGAGACCCCUUUCUUUAGUUUUGCAUGUUGGAUAUGUAUUUUCCUCUAGAACCACUCCGCUCAACUCCAUGACAUUGCAUGCUCUUUACCUUUUUUUAAGUUAGUGUAACUUUUCAAACUGAUGCAAUACUUUUUGUGUUUGUGCAACUGCAAAAUAAAAUGACAAAUUGAAAAAAAAAAAACCUACCACUUUUUAUUUAUUGUAAUAAAG